Molecule: messenger RNA, 366 nt
Organism: Cantharellus anzutake
Lineage: Eukaryota; Fungi; Basidiomycota; Agaricomycetes; Cantharellales; Hydnaceae
Exons: 2
Coding region: 1-366 (121 amino acids)
Cellular component (GO): mitochondrion
Molecular function (GO): structural constituent of ribosome
Source: RefSeq, a predicted model, not a curated record
AUGUCUUCCUUCUCACAAAAGCUUCUGAACCAAAUUCUCCCUGGUUCUGUCCAUCUCAAGCAGACCCAAACGCUUUACCAAACUUUAUCCCGCCUGCCACAAGAUGGUGUCGGCUCUCACCUCCGUCAGGUCCGAUGGGACAGACUCAACCGACACGACACGUAUUGGAUGAUCACGCGAGUCAAACUAAAGAACGAUGGAAGGCAUGGGAAAGCAUGGGGCAUGUUUGUAUACAAAGGCAAGCCCAUUAGUCAGAGAGAUGAACUGAUAAGAGGAGGGCUUAAAUGGCGUUGGAGGGAAAUGACCUCAUCUGAGCUAGCUGAUCGGACACCCGUCACACCUGCCCCGACAACGCAGGCGACAUAG